Molecule: messenger RNA, 2788 nt
Organism: Panicum hallii
Lineage: Eukaryota; Viridiplantae; Streptophyta; Magnoliopsida; Poales; Poaceae
Product: UDP-glucose 6-dehydrogenase 4
Exons: 2
Coding region: 973-2415 (480 amino acids)
Biological process (GO): glycosaminoglycan biosynthetic process
Cellular component (GO): cytosol; nucleus
Molecular function (GO): UDP-glucose 6-dehydrogenase activity; NAD binding
Source: RefSeq, a predicted model, not a curated record
UGAUGUGACCCCUCUAAACUCUAGGCACCAGGAAACGAACACACCCUUAGUCUUUUAUGUUCUCUACAGUUGUACAGAAGAUUCCACUCUGGGUAUCAAUCAGUAAAUAGUGCACAUGUGUGGUUGGUGAGGGUUUCAUUAUGAUUUAGGACAAGAGUUGGCAUCAGCUUCCUAACUUUGACUGCCUAGGCUUUGAAGGUUUUCUACUACCUUGAUUCGGUUGAUACAGCAGCAUUGAAACAGACAUCUUGUGUUUCUUACUCCUCAAUCUAUAGCUGUAAAUUUUCCAUUCCGGGUUAUAUUAUAUGGUUCAUGUCUCAAUUAUUUUGUUGCUCUUAGUUGACCAUGUAUUAGAAUACUGUGGUUGCUUAUCCCUAGUUAUUCUGCAGAUCAUGUUCCUGUCCAUGGGCUACAUGUACUCAGCCCUCUCGGCUUCCCAUGUCUGACCUUAGUUGUGUAAGUUAGAAGAAGGAUACAGAUAGAUUGAGUGAGAAUGGAGAUGGAACUUUCAGAUCUAAUAAGAGCAUCAGGCUGUUUGGUUACAGCACUACAGCUUAGCACCUUUUUUGUUUAUGCAUCUGGCAUUAUUUUUUAUGUGGGGGUUAAAGGAAAGAGGUUUGGUGGUGUGUCAUGUACUCAUGUUAACCAUUAUGAUUAAUGGAAGUUUGGUGGUGGGCUCAUGUGUAGCAUGAGCACUUUGCUUUGUUAGUCCAACUGACACCUCCACAAUUAUUCUGAUAACUGACCAAACUUGACACGGUUAUUUUUUUUUUGAAGGGAGAGGGGUGGGGUAGAUCUAAUUUUGUGGCUUUGUGGUAAGGGGUUUAUAAGGAGCUGACCCUCCCUCUGCAUACAACUCGCAGGCAGCUUCUCUGCAUACAAGAGGUUGCCUCCAUCUCUUCUCUAGUAGUGCCUUCUCAAAGAUCUUCCUAAACUUCUUGAAAUCUGCAGGUUGUUCAGUAAACUGACAAGAUGGUGAAGAUCUGCUGCAUUGGAGCUGGCUAUGUUGGUGGCCCUACAAUGGCUGUCAUUGCCCUCAAGUGCCCAUUAAUUGAGGUUGUUGUUGUUGACAUCUCCAAGCCUCGCAUUGAAGCUUGGAACAGCGACCAGCUCCCAAUCUAUGAGCCUGGUCUUGAUGAUGUUGUGAAGCAGUGCAGGGGCAGGAACCUCUUCUUCAGCACUGAUGUUGAGAAGCAUGUUGCUGAGGCAGACAUCAUUUUUGUCUCGGUUAACACUCCUACCAAGACCCGUGGGCUUGGAGCAGGCAAGGCUGCCGAUCUCACCUACUGGGAGAGUGCUGCUCGUAUGAUUGCUGAUGUCUCCAGGUCAGACAAGAUCGUUGUUGAGAAGUCCACUGUCCCAGUAAAGACAGCAGAGGCUAUUGAAAAGAUUUUGACUCACAAUAGCAAGGGCAUCAACUACCAGAUUCUCUCAAACCCAGAGUUUCUUGCGGAAGGCACAGCAAUCGAGGACCUCUUCAAGCCUGACAGAGUUCUCAUUGGUGGCCGGGAGACCCCUGAGGGCAGGAAGGCCGUUCAGGCUCUUAAGGAUGUGUAUGCCCACUGGGUUCCUGAGGACAGGAUCCUCACCACCAACCUGUGGUCUGCCGAGCUCUCCAAGCUUGCUGCGAAUGCAUUCUUAGCGCAGAGGAUCUCCUCCGUGAAUGCCAUUUCUGCACUCUGCGAGGCCACUGGUGCCAAUGUAUCUGAGGUGGCUUACGCCGUUGGGAAGGACUCGAGGAUUGGCCCCAAAUUCCUGAACGCCAGUGUUGGCUUUGGUGGGUCCUGCUUCCAGAAGGACAUCCUGAACUUGGUGUACAUCUGCGAGUGCAACGGCCUCCCUGAGGUGGCCAACUACUGGAAGCAGGUCAUCAAGAUCAAUGACUACCAGAAGAGCCGGUUUGUGAACCGUGUUGUUUCCUCCAUGUUCAACACUGUUGCUGGCAAGAAGAUCGCCGUUCUUGGUUUUGCCUUCAAGAAAGACACCGGUGACACGAGGGAGACCCCAGCCAUUGAUGUGUGCAAGGGCCUGCUGGGUGACAAGGCUAAGAUCAGCAUCUAUGACCCCCAAGUUACUGAGGAUCAGAUCCAGCGGGACCUCGCCAUGAACAAGUUCGACUGGGACCACCCGAUGCACCUGCAGCCUACAAGCCCCAGUGCUGUGAAGCAGGUGAGCGUGGUCUGGGACGCAUACGAGGCCACCAAGGGUGCCCAUGGCCUCUGCAUACUCACGGAGUGGGAUGAGUUCAAGACCUUGGACUACCAGAAGAUCUUCGACAACAUGCAGAAGCCAGCUUUUGUCUUCGAUGGGCGCAACAUUGUUGACGGCGAGAAGCUCAGGGAGAUUGGCUUCAUCGUCUACUCCAUUGGCAAGCCACUUGAUGCUUGGCUCAAGGAUAUGCCCGCUGUUGCUUAAUUCCCCAGAUUUCGAUCGCAAGCGUGCCACUUGAACUGCAGGAAGUCUAUCAAGAAGAGGAAUUGUUUGACAAUUCUUUAUAGUUUGCUUUUGUUGGAGGCACGACAAUUUUCUCUCAGGCAAAAAAUUGGAUGUUAGUAUCUCCAUUUAUGUUUGAAUGGUCGUGGCAGCCAUAGCCCAGUGGCCUGAUGUAUUCAUGUUCAUCGUUCCUUGUUUAUUCAUUUACCUUUUGGCUUCUGCUCCAUCACCAAAUAUAAGCUAGUUUAUGUUACCUAGUACUUUGCAAAGAUAUGUUCACUCCUAGCUAUGCCUUCUUAUGUUCAUACAUUUGUCUUUGUUCAGUCUAUGCAUGCUUCCUCUGUGCGAACACUAA